CCACGGAUUCCAUUUUGGAUUUAGACCAAAUUUUUAACACCAAACUGUCACCGAAUACCUGGCAGAAUGUCUGUACUCCUAGUGCCAAAAAAAAAGGGUGACGCCAUCGGCACGGAAUAACUUUCUAAUUACAUCCCGUCCCGUCGGAAACCAUCUGUUAAUUCCUAAUUGCCGCAAUGCUCCAACAAAUUGGACCAGCGGUCAAUAUUUAUGGAAAAAUGUCAACACUAUCUACACGUCGUCGCGACGCAAUCCGGUCAGGUUCAAACCGCGCUUUGGCGGUUCACGAAGGUCAAGCGGACCGCGCACUAUGUAGAACUCGACCCGUCGAUUGGCGUCCACGGGAGGAAUCCACGAGUCGUCCGUACCCGUCGUCGACGUCGUGCAUGACGCAUCCGAAGGCUUUGAUGGUGUUUGCGUUUUCGUUUAUUUUUAAAACCUCACGACGAAUUCGCUUCACUUUGCUCUCGCCAAACGCCCUAACCAAUCAAACUCCUCCCGUCAAUGGUCGCCGUCGGUCGCCGUAAAGCGGUCGAGCAAAGUUCAAAGUAUCACAAAACAGCCAGCCUCACACAAACACAUCAACGAAACAGCUCGAGUUUGAGGCAGUGCACUCUGCAGUGGGGAGAUGCAUCUUGGUAUCGGGGCAGCAGCAGACGUUGCCGGGGAUGCACCGAGAUUUAUGAACACAACAAAUUUGUACGAUAUUGCGUUGCGUGACAUGCGAUAAUUUUGGCUCUAGCCACCUCUAGCGCAUUACAAAUCGUCUUACAAGACGUGCAGCGUGUGCAGCACCGAUCGCCGAAGAGUUAUCGCCUGUUGGGCUCGCGUUGCGCUGCGCUGCGCUACGCUGCGAGAGAUUAAGCGAACAAUGUCAACAUCGUGCCCAGCGGUGAUCGGUGCUCGGCGUAAAUUUGUUUGUUUUCGUCCUGUCCUGUCCCUCGUGGUCCCCCAGGAACGAUGCACAUUCUUGUGGAAGUGACGCCAGUGUUCCCAUUUUAGGGCGAGGGGGAAAAGCAAAAAGGAAAGUGUCCUCCUUUGGCAAACAGAUUGCAUUCUAAGCAACAGAUCAACAUAAACCACCUCCCCCCAAGUUUGAUGGUUAAUGUCGCUGCAGACAUCGCAGCUAUCUAUACCUGACUGUGAGGUGUCGCGCGAUUUGCGCCGAUCGUUACCUCUCAUCUACCUGUGCGCGGGGAAAGAUCUAUUUAAAAAAGCACAACGAUCACCAUCAAUUGUUUACAACCGUACAUCGAUCGAUCACCGCUAAUAGGUGUCGUCGAUCGAUCUCGAUCAACGAAUGGGCACCGAUCAGUGAUCGAUUCGCACUUCGCGUGCCGCGAACACGGCAAUUAGUGCAUUAGUCGGGCAUUAGUGUGGGCAAAGGCUCCCCUCAGCAUCGUCAGUCUAGCAUCGCUACUACGAUCGCGCAGUACGCGAUCGCGUAAAGUACUCGUACAGUACUACCCCACCGACCCCUAUUUUUGUGUCAAAAUCCGUUCCGUUCUGGAAGGGCCGGCCUCCUGGCUGGCGAGGCUCCGGGAUAAGGGAUUAGAAUAUGGUACCGCGCUGUUCCAUACCGUGAUCGUGACAGUUUGAUAGCGGAAAAUUUGCUCAUCAAUUAGCCCUACAACACACACACACACACGAUUCCGAGUGCCGUGAUUGUGUAAUCCGCCCGCCCGUUGACCGCGAUCGUUGCGUAAUUGACGCAGCAGCGAAAAGGGAAGUGAAAAUUGCGUUUUCCGCCAGUGUGCUGUACGCGUGUGUAUGUGUGUUUUGGGGGUGGUGGUGCAGAGGUCCUUGUGCGCGUGUGUGUAUGUGCUGCGUGUAAUCGAUCGAUCCGCCAACGGACGUGAUCAUCAUGGGUGGUAUGCUCUCGGUGCUGGUGGCCAGCGUUGGCGCGAUGGAUCUCAUCUACUGUCUGGCGUACGUUUCCUCCAAUCAGCCGGCCAUAACGGAUGGUGGUGAUGGCGGGGAGAAGAACGCAGACGGUGAUCAACAGCAACAGUCGCAGCAACAGGGCACUAAAGGAGCGAAGGAUGAUGGUCUCGAGCGGUACCGGCAAUCGGUGCAGGAACAGCUCGACACGGCACGGCGCACCGGCGACGACGGAGUGACGUACGCGCAAGACGGUGUCCCGUACCGGGAUGGUUAUCGAGUGGAGCAGUUCGACGAUCAACGGCUCGAUGCGCUAGGCGUGAAGAUACGCGAACUGGAACGCCGUAGCCAGGAGAAGGAGCAACGACUGGAGCAGUUGAACGUGCAGCUGCACGAACUGGAACGAAAAUCGGUAGAACGGGAGCAGUUGCUGAUCGCGGAGGUACAACGAUCACGCUCGGUGAGCCGUGCCGCAACACCGGAACCAACCGGAUCAUCCGUCGAUCGGCUCUCGAUCGAGCGGGUGGUUGCUGCUGCUGCUGAUGCUCGGGAUUCGGGCACACCGGUACCAUCGAUCGUGUUCGAUGAUGGUGGUGAUGGUACUGGUCGGGCAAGCAGCAGUAGCAGCGGUGAUGAUCGACGCCGUGCCAGCGGUGGAUCGAUCAAGUUUCGACCGAUACGACGUGACGAUGAGCUGCGUCGAUCGGUUAAGCGACGGUCGGUAGCAUCGAACGCAUCGCAGGAUGAUCGUGCCGAGGAGUUGCUUCUGCUCAGCCAGCUGGAGGCCGACGAAGCGGCCCAGAUGCAGGACUAUGUGCCCCUCGUGUACGCACGCGAUGAUGAACAGCAUCACCAGCAUCUGGGAGAUCCGUUUGGGCGACGGCACAAGAUCAGCCCAAUCCAGGAGCUGUGCCAGCUGCACGAAGAUGAAGAUCACCAGCAUGAGGAUGAAUAUGAGCAGCAGCAGUGGAUUCCGGAGCGUUCACCAGAACCGACACUGGCCGGUACCAUCACACGCCCCUGGGGUGACAUUAAACCGGGCGAAUCGAAGGAGAAAGCCAUAAUCCGUCGAUCGGCACGAUCGCUCUCGAUCGAAGAGGAAGAACCGGCUCGGUUAAGCGAUCCGGAGGUGACCACGACGACGACGACGACGACGACGGUGGCGGCAACAGAACCUACCACGUUGCAACGAAGCGCAUCGCAACACACGUCCGAAGCGAUCGCACCAGCGAUGGCCGUGGACAGCGCGAUCAUCACCAGCGAGCAGCCAACAUUGCGGCGCACGACCAAGGAAAGCGAUCUGGCCAGUCUGUUGACGGUGGAGGAUCAUGGCAGUAAGGCAAGUACGGCAUCCGCCACCAGUGGCUGCAGUGCCAGUAAUACUAAUACCUGGACCACCGAAAUCACCAUCCAAACCGAGGAGUCCGAAGACUCCGAAGAACUCCUUCCCUCCUCAAGCACCCGCACCACCCACUUUAUGCAGUCCAAGUCUCCCUCGCCGUACGUGGAGGAGGAUGAGCAGGACGAGAUGGAGAUGGAAGCACUCCAACAGCAGCAGCAGCAUCACCACCAUCACUAUCACCACCAUGACCACCACGAUCACCAUUCAGUGGCGCAUGAUCGUGACAGGACAGUCGAUCGUCGCCUCACAGACAUUUCCAAUCGGUUGGUUCCCCUCGUACCCCGACAUCAUCACCUUCCUUCACCACCCUCUCCCGUCGUCGAUCGUCCUCGUUCACCCACACCGUACGAUCAGGAGGAACUGAUGGGUGUGGCCAGCAGGUACCGCUCGCGAUCAUCUUCCUCUACCACCACCUCGUCGUCCUCGGCCGUUUCCCAACCCCCUCUCACUGCACACCGCUCCCGGACCCGGUCCCGCACCCGGUCCCGGUCCCGGUCCCGGUCCCGAUCCGUCCUCUCGAAUGGUGGUUCCGUUUUGCAACCCGAGGAUCGGAACAUCUCACCAUCGCCAUCACCAUCACCAUUGGUGCUACUGAUGCAGCCAUCGGAGGAUUCUAUCGCUCCGCCGUCGAUCGCGAUCACGCGACAAACCACCACCGAACCGAACGACACCGGCAUCGAGGGUGAUACGGAGGAGUGUGAUGACGAUCCGGAACGAUCUUCCCGUUCGCUGCGUUUGCUGCAUCCAUCGCGUUCGCCGAGCGGUGGCGGUGGUGGUAGCUGCAGUCCCUCACCACAGAACGGUUCACCGGCAUCGAGGCGCCGGCACAAGGAACGGAAACGCUUCACGCGAAGCCUCACACCGAUCGAUUUCGAUCAAACGUUUAUGGAUAGCUUCACCGAGCAGCACCUGUCGGUGUCACCGUCCGAGCUCGAAGACUACAUCAACAGCAUGGAGGAGAUCAGCUUCGUGCCACCGAAGCUGGAGUGUCCGGCGUACCUCUACCCGUCGAUCCAUUCCCCCGAGACGAUCCCGAGUUUGGUGCUGACCGAUGAGAAGGGUGCCGAUGCACUGUUCCACGAUGAACUCUCGACGAUGGCGUUCUACGGCGAGCAAGGACUGGCCGCCGGUGGUCGCCGAACGCCGAACCAUCGCGUAAAUUACGUCGAGUGGAUCCGGAAGUUCCCGGAAAACCAAACCAGUCACCUUUCGCUCGAUGAUUACGAUAGUGAUGAUGAGGAGGUCGAAGCGAUCAUACGUCUAGCGUCGACGAUGGCGGAGGAGAAACCGGCAGCAACACCAACCGGUGGUCCGGUGUUUCCUGUUGGAUUGGCUGAUUCCACGGGAGUGUCACCGCUACCACCACCACCGAUCAUCGUACCUCUGAUCAGUCCGGAACCACAGCCUGCGAGCGAAGAGCGAAAGGAAUUUCCGGUGAAUGUACCGGCACUCUACGCAACACCAUCACCGACAGCCUCGGGACCACUGACGGAUCUUUCGGACCUUUCCUCGAAUGUUUCUCCUCUGUCCCUUCCUCUGACACCAUCACCACCACCACCGGCAAUAACAACAGUAAACGAUAGCCACUUUACACCGAUACCCUCACCGAUAACACUGUCCAUCGAUGGUGUUGGUGGUGAUGAUGAUGAUGCUCCUGCUGCUGCUGCUGCUGGUGCUGCUGCUGCUAAUAGUCCUAGUCGUUCGCCUGUUCCACUACGAGUGAACCUUGGCGUUCCUGCGCCUGUGCGAAUGGUAUCCCGUUCACCGACCGCUUCGCCUGUAUCGGUGGACAUUACAGCCGAAGAGCUGGAACUGUUUGAUAUUGGCCAUCUCGAUGGUUUGAUCUUCGAGGCGAAAAGCCGGGAACCAUCGCCAGCGCCGGCGACGCCGGCACCACUUCUGAGUCCUGACGAGCUGGCGUUCGAUAUUGGCAACAUGGGCGGCCUGAUCCUGGGGCCUCCCAGUCGCAGCAGCUCACCGCUUCCACCAUCACCAUCGUCAUCGCUGGACACACACGACACACACGAACAAAGAAUGUCUCGGACGGACAUACCGGACAACGAACAUAAUAACCGGGAGUAACACAAUCGCCUCGCUUAAGAUCCCGUACACGACUUUUUAUUGUUUAUUUAUUUAUUUGUUUUUGUGGCGAUAAAACUGUGAUUUGGAAUUCGAAAUAAACGCCAUUUUAGAGGCCAAAUACACACAAACACAA
Anopheles darlingi is the source of this 5498-nucleotide messenger RNA. It is a transcript of the gene Lmpt, whose product is annotated as four and a half LIM domains protein 2. Lineage: Eukaryota; Metazoa; Arthropoda; Insecta; Diptera; Culicidae. Gene Ontology annotation, molecular function: zinc ion binding; transcription coregulator activity. The record is from RefSeq and is a predicted model, not a curated record. Gene Ontology annotation, cellular component: nucleus; Z disc. The coding region runs from base 1865 to 5365 and encodes 1166 amino acids. The transcript has 2 exons.